AUGUCUACCACUCAUCCUCCUCCUACAACGACCCAUGAAACCAAGGUGGCCGAGGCAGACUACACGUCGUGUUCGCAGUCUGAACUAAUUGCGCGCAUUGCCCACCUCGAAUCCCAGCUGCGCGACCAGACGGCUCGUUUGGUGAAUUUCACACUGUCAGGUCACAGUAGCAGCACGGCGGCCACGGCCACUGCUCGUCCCAACGGCUCCGUAGUGCGGGCACACCGCGCUCAGCGAGAACAACAACGCCGCAGCCGCAGCCGCAGCCGGACUCCGUCUCCACGGCGCGCCCGCCCCUUUGAUCCAAGUGCGUACUCGACGCGGCACAUCGCCUUGAAAUUCGCGUACCUGGGCCACCGGUACAAUGGGUUCGAACACGCCAACGGCAACGUCACGCCAGCCCCGACGAUCGAGGAGGUUCUGUGGAAAGCCCUCCGCAAAGCGAGGCUGAUCAGCCCGCCUCUUUCAGACGGGGCGGACACGAGCGUCGACGUGGUGUGGGAUGAGAAGGAACGGAUUGCACGGUACACGCGCGGAGACGACCCGCUCGACUACGAGGAGGGCAAGGUCCGGCUAGAACUGAACUGGGAUGGGUGCGAGUACAGUAAAUGCGGACGCACGGACAGGGGAGUCAGCGCUUUCGGGCAGGUUGUCGGAGUGCGUGUUAGGAGUAAUAGGCCCCUUGAGAAGGAGGAGGUGGUGCAAGCCGAAGAACACGACUGCGCACGGAAUAAGGAUGCAGACGAAGACGACCAAGAACAAGAACAAGGAGUUGGCGAACGGACAGAGGAAGGAGAAGAAGACAUGUUUGGAAUGAUGGUUGGGGAUCCCGGAAGCGAAUCGGACACAGAAUCAAAAAUAUCAAAACAGUCCUUCCACCCGGUCAAAGACGAGUUAUCAUACAUAUCUAUACUGAAUGCGAUCCUGCCACCGGAUAUCCGCGUGUUGGCCUGGUGUCCGGACCCACCGGCAACGUUCGACGCGCGCUUCUCCUGCCGCGAAAGACGGUACAAGUAUUUCUUCACAAACCCGUCCUUUUGUCCUACGCCUGGAGCGUUGGGUCUCAAGAACGGUAUGCGCGAAGGGUACCUGGACAUCGACAAGAUGCGGGUGGCGGCGAAGAAGCUGGAGGGGUUGCAUGAUUUUCGAAACUUGUGCAAGAUCGACGCGAGCAAGCAGAUGGCUAGCUGCGAGAGGCGGGUGACGUUUGCCGACGUGGUCAGGUUUGAAGAUGAAGGCGGCGUAUCUGCACGAUCAGAGAUGAGCCAGUUCGGGAUCGGCAGUCCUGCGCCACCGCCCACGACAGCCCUAAAGGCAGGACCGGAAGUAUACACGUUCUGCGUACACGGAACUGCUUUCCUGUGGCAUCAGGUCCGAUGUAUGGUCGCUAUACUCUUCCUUGUCGGCCAGGGCCUGGAGCAACCGAGUGUCGUCGACGAAUUGCUCGACAUCGAGAAGAACCCCGGUAGACCGAUGUAUGAGAUGGCAGAUGACGCGCCCCUGGUCCUCUGGGACUGUGUUUUUCCACCAGACGACAAUGGUGAUAAGGAAAUGGUCGACUCUCUCAACUGGCUCUAUGCGGGCGACGAAGCGACGUUGCCUUCUCUGACGACCAAGGGAGAUGGCAAGUUCGGCGCAGGUGGCGUCGUCGAUGAACUAUGGACCGUAUGGCGCGAAGCCAAGAUGAAAGAGAUCUUAGCGGGGAGUCUGCUCAAUUUGGCCAUCGGUCAGGGCGACGGGAGUUCGUUGCGAAGAGGAGCCCGGAAGGACGUAAAUCACCCGCCUGGUCGAAGCCAGAAAGUGUUUCAGGGAGGCGACAACGCGAGAAUUGCUGGCAAGUAUGUCCCCGUCAUGCAGAAGCCCAAAAUGGACUCUUUGCAAGUAUUGAAUGGAAAGUUCGCCAGCGGAAAGAAGGUCCGACGUGAUGCGAGGAAUGGCGAGGCCGGUGGCGUGUAG
This is a messenger RNA of Exophiala spinifera, 1956 nucleotides long. Its product is annotated as tRNA pseudouridine(38-40) synthase. Gene Ontology annotation, molecular function: pseudouridine synthase activity; RNA binding. Lineage: Eukaryota; Fungi; Ascomycota; Eurotiomycetes; Chaetothyriales; Herpotrichiellaceae. The transcript has a single exon. Bases 1 to 1956 code for a protein of 651 amino acids. Gene Ontology annotation, biological process: mRNA pseudouridine synthesis; tRNA pseudouridine synthesis. The record is from RefSeq and is a predicted model, not a curated record. Gene Ontology annotation, cellular component: cytoplasm; nucleus.